Oncorhynchus nerka (sockeye salmon) is the source of this 716-nucleotide messenger RNA. RefSeq lists its product as uncharacterized. The coding region runs from base 171 to 716 and encodes 181 amino acids. The record is from RefSeq and is a predicted model, not a curated record. NCBI's taxonomy places the organism in Eukaryota, Metazoa, Chordata, Actinopteri, Salmoniformes, Salmonidae. The transcript is spliced from 2 exons.
CAUAUUCCGGGAAGACGCGCUCCCUAAGAACAAAACACACACUCCCUUUGUCAAUGCGGCUCCUUGCCGCUGGAAAUUGAUCAGUAGAAGUACUGCUGUAGCCUAUCAUUAGCCAACGGUGACAUUCACUAAGCUGCGCGCUCAGACUGGCAGGUUGCUGUACUAGCACUAUGGAGGACAACCCCAAGGAUGAUAGCGCUACGAAGGGACAGGAAUCGAUUUCCUACCAACGAAGGAUGUGGAAGAAUUUCCAAGACAAAACCAAACCGUUUUUGAGCCCCAAAUUGGGCUCUGGGCGUCGCAGUCCCGACAGUAAAAAGGAGACCGGGUUAUGGAUGUUUAAAAGAAAAAAGAAAGAGCUAGACCGUUUCUUUUCGUCCUCACAGCCCAAUCUCUGCUGCUCUACCCCGGCGCCUUUCCUGGCUGACCAGUCCCUCGGUGGUACAGCGCCUGGGAGCAGCAGCACCGGGCAACCUCUGCAUCAGCUACUGGGGGCCGAUGGAGCGUCCGCGAGCAAGCCAGAGCUAACGGGACAUGACAGCCCGAAACUCAUUGUCUCCCAUUUAAUCCUGUCCCAUCAGAAGAGCUCCUCUCUUGGCUCUGCAUGCUUCGAGAAGCUAGUAGUAGAAUCUUCGGUCGUUGGAGAGGAGGAACAGUUGCGCAAAAACGCCAGUGAUUCCAUUCAUGAGAGUGUGGAGGAAGUAAAUGUGAUCUGA